AUGUCCACAGCACACAGACCGACAUGGGAUCCGGCGCAAGCCAAGGAUGUGAAGGGAGGGUCCCGCCAGUUCUCUGUGCGGGACAUGGCUGCGCAUACCAAGCUCAAAUUCCGUCAACCGGGUCAGACGUCAAUGGCUGAGGUUGCUAAACGUGAUUUGAGAGCGGACCUGUUAGCUGCAGAGGCGGAGGCGCGCGACAAGAAACGUAAGGCAGAAGGAAAGCCCCCGCUUGCAGUGGAAAACGGGCAUGGGGAGGAAGAUGAAGCGAAUAAACGGAGGAAACUGCUGCAGGAAGCAAUUGAGCUGGAUAAAGACGAUGAAGACGAGGAGAAGAGUGAGAAAGGAGAGAGGGAGGAUGAAGAGGAGGAGGAGGAAGAGGAAGACGAGAGUGACGAGGACGAGGAGGACGAUGCCGCAGAGCUGAUGCGAGAACUCGAAAAGAUCAAACGUGAGAGAGCAGAGGAGAAAGCACGGCAGGAGCACGAGCAGUCUGCAUCUGCAGCUGCCGCUCGCGAUGCAGAGAUCGCCACCGCGAACCCGCUGCUGAACCUUGCUGCAGCACUCGGGCAGAAUCCAACCGGUGUAAAUACAACGGUGCCGGGGACGUUCGCGGUAAAGCGGCGGUGGGACGACGACCUGAUAUUCAAGAAUCAGGCAAUGAAUGCGCGGGACAAGGAAAAGCGCUCAGGGCAGUUCGUGAACGACCUGCUGCGUACAGAGUUUCACAAGAAGUUCAUGGCGAAGUUUAUUAAGUAAUGCAUCGCACACCAUAUUAUCUUACCUUUCCACGGGACUCCUCAUCCAUUCUCGGCCUUAGUAUACAUAUGCAAUGCUUUCCCUAUCUCGCAGAGUGUGCGUCUCACUGUAAGAGACACGGCUGGGUGAGCUCGCUUAACAUGCCAGCAGAUGACUGGCCUCCUCGGAUACCUUGUACCUAGCAUAUUACUAGGCAUGCUUGUUCCCAAGCUUCGCGCUGGCUGACGAAGUCUUCCUGAGAAUGGGUAGCUGACAGUUACGUAUCGCCGCGCUUUCUCGCCGCUGGAAGAUAUUGCUGUGCUAUGCUGUGCAACUUUAUUGACCAGAUAAAUGGCCGUGAUGCUUCC
Molecule: messenger RNA, 1103 nt
Organism: Laetiporus sulphureus 93-53
Lineage: Eukaryota; Fungi; Basidiomycota; Agaricomycetes; Polyporales; Laetiporaceae
Product: Cwf15/Cwc15 cell cycle control protein
Exons: 6
Coding region: 1-756 (251 amino acids)
Biological process (GO): mRNA cis splicing, via spliceosome
Cellular component (GO): catalytic step 2 spliceosome
Molecular function (GO): RNA binding
Source: RefSeq, a predicted model, not a curated record